AUGUCAUCUUCUAAACCGAAAUCCGUCUUUGUUACUGGUGCUUCUGCAGGUAUUGGUUAUGCAUUAUCAAUUGAAUUUGCUAAAAAGGGUUAUAAAGUAUUUGCAGGUGCUAGAAGAUUGGAAAAAUUGAAAAAAUUGGAAGAAUAUGGUAUAACAAUUGUUGAAUUUGAUAUCUUAAAUACUGAAUCUAUUAAUAGAGCUAAAAAUUUAAUAUCUAAAGAGACUGAUGGUGAAUUAGAUAUCUUGUUUAAUAAUGUUGGUAUAGCACCAUCUAAAAAUUCAAUUUUUGAUCAAGAUAUAAAAGAAUUACGUCAAGGAUUUGAAACUAAUUAUUUUGGUCAUGUUGAAGUUAUUCAAAUCUUCCAAACUUUAAUCUUAAAAUCAAAAGGUCUUGUUGCAUUCACAGAUUCUGUUAUUGAUUUAUCACCAGCUCCAUUUACAGGUGCUUAUGCUGCUUCAAAAGCUGCCUUCCAUCAAUUAGGUGAGAGUUUAGCAUUAGAAGUUAAUCCACUAGGUGUUAAAGUUGUUCAAGUGAGAACAGGUAGAGUUGAAUCAGAAAUUGGAGGAACUGAAGAAACUCCAAAACCAUCAAAAGAUUCAAUUUAUUAUCUUGAUGAAGAUACAAAUAUUCUUUAUGCUGAUUUUGGUGAUGGUCAAAAAGCAGAUGUUUAUGCUAAAAAUGUCAUAAGUGAUAUUGAGAAAGUGAUUCGUUCAAAAUCUACAUUUUACAAAGUUGUCUAUAGAGGUGAUAAAGCAUCAACAGUGGGUUGGAUUAGUUGGUUAUUACCUUUUUCCGUUUGGAUCUCUAAUAUUAUAAGUUUUUUGAAGCUAAAGGAACCUUUUGCUAGAGUUAAGGCUAAAUUAGAUCAUCCAAAGAGUUCUUAA
Hansenula ciferrii is the source of this 885-nucleotide messenger RNA. RefSeq names its product Dehydrogenase/reductase SDR family member 9. The transcript has a single exon. Gene Ontology annotation, biological process: triglyceride catabolic process; phosphatidic acid biosynthetic process. Gene Ontology annotation, molecular function: triacylglycerol lipase activity; acylglycerone-phosphate reductase (NADP+) activity. Gene Ontology annotation, cellular component: lipid droplet; endoplasmic reticulum. Lineage: Eukaryota; Fungi; Ascomycota; Saccharomycetes; Phaffomycetales; Wickerhamomycetaceae. The record is from RefSeq and is a predicted model, not a curated record. Bases 1 to 885 code for a protein of 294 amino acids.